AUGGGAAGGACAAAGAAAUGUAAAAAGGGUACACUCUCCGCAGCGCAUCCAGAUGGAUCAAGUGAGAGAUGCACCUCGGAGGUGUACCAAAUUAGGAAAGAAAUCUUUUCACAUAAGAAUAUAAAAGACAUACUAGAAAGAAUCAUAAUUAGGAGAGUCACUGAGGGACGUCUCAAUCGGUAUAACAGCUUUUCCUACCUAUACAGCCUUGACGAGAUAAAUGAGCAGCUGACAAACCUGCAGUGCCUUUAUGAAAAGUGUAAUGAUUUGGAGGACCUACCGAAACUAUUCGGUCUACCCAUCAUUUUAAAAGACAACAUUUGCACAAAAAAUAUACCAACAACAUGUGGGAGUAAACUUUUAGGAAAUUAUAAACCAUCCUAUGAUAGCACUGUUGUUAGAAGGUUGAAAAAACAUGGAGCUGUAAUUGUAGGGAAGACUCAUUUGGACGAAUUUGCAAUGGGAUCAUGUACAGGACGGGACGUAAAGAAUCCCUUCAAUGAAGGUUACCUAUCUUGUGGUGGAUCCUCUGGAGGAUCGGCUAGUUGUGUCGGUUCCAGAAUUAUUAAUUGCUCUGUAAAUACAGACACAGGCGGAUCCAUUCGAACCCCAGCUGCGCUAUGUGCAUGCAUAGGGAUGAAGCCCACCUAUGGAAGGAUAAGCAGAUACGGCAUUAUCCCCUAUAAUGAAGAAACCGAUGUGGUAGGACUUAUUGUUAACAAUCUCUAUGACUGUAGCAUCAUCUUGGAUGUCCUUUCCGGAGGAGAUAAAAACGAUCUAACUACCCUCAAAGGGGGAGAAAAAAAAUUUCAUUUUAAGUUAAAAAAGUAUGAAGCGUCUCUCAACUUUGAUCAAAAUAAAUGCCCACUGAGAAACAUGAAAUUUGGCUACCUAACGAAGGAGCUUUUAAAAAACUACUUUGUCGAUGAUCUCACGUAUCGAAGCUAUUUUCAGGUCAUGCAGAAUAUCGAACAAAUGGGAGCAACUCUGAUGAAGACAGAUCUGUAUGAACUGGGAGACUACUGCUAUUUGUACUAUCUCCACUCUAUGACCAUCGCAAAUAGCAACCUCUCCAGGAUUAAUGGGAUCAACUAUAACCUUCAUAAUGUGCUCGGAAAAUCCAAUUUUGUUAAACAAGUGAGGUCCACUCUGCUAGGUGAAAAAGUCCUAACGAGAAUCAUCGGUGGAUCCAUAAUCUCGUCUCGCUUCCAAGGGGGGUCUCUACACCACAUCUUCACAACUGCGAAGCGGAGGUUAACUAGAGCGUUGGAUACAAUUUUUGGCCAAGUAAAUUUCCUCUUGCUGCCCUCCCUACCAAGGUCAAACAAUUUGAAGGAGUCCAUAUGCAUCCCUCAUGGGGGUAACCCCGACCCAGAGAAAGACACCACCCAGGCGAAGCAGCAUCCCCCAAUCAGUGUGCCUAUUUCGCGUCAUUUCAGUGGAAUGGAGCCUCCCCUUGAGGGAUACAACAACUACAUGAAGGAAAUCUUCUCAGUCGUGUCGUCAAUCACAGGAGUCCCGAGCAUCGUGAUUCCAACGGGGGAAUUUACUCCACAGUUGAAUGAACCGCAAUCCUUUCAACUGCUAAGCAGAAGGUUGGACGAAGCGGGGCUGCUCAAAGUUGCCUUGGCUUAUAAGAGACAAAUGCACGUGGAUAAAAGGGUAGUGGAAAACUUAAGGGGAGUUGCUCGCGGAGUCCACUGA
Molecule: messenger RNA, 1704 nt
Organism: Plasmodium inui San Antonio 1
Lineage: Eukaryota; Apicomplexa; Aconoidasida; Haemosporida; Plasmodiidae
Exons: 1
Coding region: 1-1704 (567 amino acids)
Molecular function (GO): catalytic activity
Source: RefSeq, a predicted model, not a curated record